This is a messenger RNA of Protopolystoma xenopodis, 513 nucleotides long. Lineage: Eukaryota; Metazoa; Platyhelminthes; Monogenea; Polystomatidea; Polystomatidae. The record is from the annotation of a GenBank genome assembly.
GCCGCGAAUAACAUAAUUAUAUUCAAAAUGAAGUUGUCUUCUUCUCAUAUGAGUGGUAGUAAAGCAAUAAAUUUGGGUAAAUUCUCAAAAAAAUCGAUAGAUUUGACCUCAUCCCUUGUUCGAGUCCAUACAAGUCUUCCCCCUGGAUUGUACGAGGGCCCUGUUAGCCGUCAUCUAGUACUCUGCAUUACUUUUUUUCGCUGGACCGCUCACAACGGCUCAAUAGGUGUUCGAAGUCGUGAAACGGAUGUAUCGGAACGGCCAACUCAGCGAAGUUCGCUAAAAUUUCGGCAGACAGAGCCAAAAUCUGUGCAGGUACGCGUCGUCUGGUGGGGUGAGAACGUAGUGGCUGCCUCAUCCACUCUUGGAGUAGGCUUGUAUGGAGCUAUUUUUACACCUCGACUCUCCAACCGCUCUUCCAUAAAUAUUCCUGUGCGCACUAAAGCCUAUUAUCCAGUCCAUGUGCCUAUUUCUCAUCUUAUUGCAUACCUUAAUGAGUUUUGCGAGAAUUAA